This is a messenger RNA of Cordyceps fumosorosea ARSEF 2679, 1677 nucleotides long. RefSeq lists its product as hypothetical. Lineage: Eukaryota; Fungi; Ascomycota; Sordariomycetes; Hypocreales; Cordycipitaceae. Bases 1 to 1677 code for a protein of 558 amino acids. The transcript is spliced from 5 exons. The record is from RefSeq and is a predicted model, not a curated record.
AUGUCCUCUUCCAAAGCAAAGCCCAGCUCUUCCCAAUACGAGCCCCUUCCGCUAUGCGACGAUGGCGAGGGCUCUAGUGCAAAUGCUGAAAAGCGCCUUUCCUCCGAGGACGACUACUCUGCGCCUUUGCUGGAAGCCUCAGGCGACCUGCCCGCCUUCGCGGCAUCCAAUCCUUCCCCGCUGCCCAAGCUCAUUCUCUGUUUCUCCUUCGCUCUGGCGCUGCUGUCAGCUGCGAAUAUUGCUCUCCUUCCUGCCACACUAUCAAAAUACCAGGCUCACCCCCCCUCUGACUCGGAACUCGAGGCCCUCCCCUACGGCGACGCUAGGCUGGGAUUGGACCGAGUUUCGGAGUUCAUGCCCCCCCGACCAAUCUAUCACCACUCUUGGCCGGAUAGAAUUGCACGGGUGAGCCGGAAGUUGAAGAAUGCCGUGUGGGGUCAGGGGGUACAGGUCUACAUCACUGUCGAGCUGCUGACCCAGAAUAAGGACUCGACAAUCAUGCGCUUCCCCGUCCCGUCCACCAGCGUCAACACCUGUGCGCUCUCCUGGCGGCCACCUCCCGAGCUCUCCGCGCGCACCAAGGACCUCACAACCAAGGGGGAUAUAACGGAAAUUGAAGUCUGGCAGCUUAUCGCACCCUCGGCCACCAGCUUUUCGAGCAUGGACGAGCUCGACUACGACACUGUGUCGUAUUCGACUCUCCCCGUGCGCGGAGAGCUGCUGGGCAUGCUUGACCUCACACACAGGCCGAACAGCACAACACGGGAGUUUGCGUGUCCGAGCGGGGGGGAAAGUCUUGUGGUGGAGAUGAGGUGCCAGCGCGUGGCUUGUCAUGUAGAUUUCAUGCAGAUUGAUAUGGCGCCAAUGUUUGGCUUUGAGUUGGUGAGAAUGAAGGCAUUAGCAGCCCGAUCCCUCUCAGUCGUCUCAUACUCGCACACAGCCCUCCUCGAUCCCAUCAUGUCUACUCAGCUCGACGCCGCCUCCAUCGCCCGUCUCUCUCUACACGACGAAGCCCACUUCGACAUUCAGUACUCCCAAACCCUUCACCGCCUGGUGCUCCUGCAGCACUGGAACAUCCCCGCUGGCUCCAAGGUACUGGAGCUGGGAUGCGGGCAGGGAGACUGCACGAUUGUCCUCGCCAGUGCCGUGGGCGAGCAGGGAACGGUGGUGGCUGUAGAUCCGGCCGACUUGGAAUAUGGUGCACCGUAUACUCUCUGCCAAGCACAGGGCCACAUCUCGCAAGGCCCGUUGGGUAGGCAGAUUACUUGGGUCCAACAGGCGCCUUUGGAGUACCUCUCCUCCCUCCACCCCUCUUCCGGCUCCUCAAAGCCGAUCAAUGAAAGCAAGACCUUUGAUGCAGCAGUGCUUGCCCACAGCCUAUGGUACUUUGCCUCCCCCUCGCUCAUUCUUGCCACCUUGCGUGCUAUUAAGCAGCAUAGCAAGCGACUCCUCCUUGCUGAGUGGUCGUUGAUGGCGACGCACCCUUCUGCCCAGCCUCACGUACUAGCUGCGCUUGCCCAGGCGGCGCUGGAGCGCCAUGAGCCCAGGGAAAGCGUCUCCAACGUCCGCACGAUGUUGGGGCCAAAGCGGCUUAUCGAGCUGGCCGUGGCGGCCGGGUGGCAGCUGGAGAGUGACACACACAGGGUGAGGAAUCAAUCCACGAAAUCCACUGGUUGA